Molecule: messenger RNA, 4710 nt
Organism: Mus caroli (Ryukyu mouse)
Lineage: Eukaryota; Metazoa; Chordata; Mammalia; Rodentia; Muridae
Gene: Slc8a2
Product: solute carrier family 8 member A2
Biological process (GO): calcium ion import across plasma membrane; cell communication; sodium ion transmembrane transport
Cellular component (GO): sarcolemma; axon; postsynapse
Molecular function (GO): calcium:sodium antiporter activity
Source: RefSeq, a predicted model, not a curated record
AUAAGCCCUGCCCUCUCCUGGCUCCUCUUUUCCUCCGGCGACUAUAUUCCUCCUCCUGGUGGUCCUUUCCCCAGCUCCCCUGUGCCCACCCUCUCUCCUCCUUCAACUCCUCCCUCUUCCAGGCUGUCCCUGUCCUCCAACCCACAACUACCCUGUUCCCACACACCACCCUGCCUAAAUUUCCUCUCUCCCACCUCCUGGUGGUCCUUUCCCCAGCUCACUUGUCCCACCCCCUCCCGUCAGCAGCAACUCCCUCCUUCAGCCUAGACUCUCUUAACGGCUGAUUCCCCCGCCCCAGUUCCUCUGUCCCCGCCCCCUUCCCCGGCCUCCUCCCAAGCUGUAUUCCCCUACCUCUCCAGUCUACACCCCUCUCCGGGGCUGCUCUCUCAACUCCCCCCUUUUCUCUGUCCCCGCCCCCUCCCCUGGGCUCCGCCCUCCUUUCGGCCCCUCCCCGGUUCCCCUCCUCGCAUCCCCUCUCCUCCCUCCUCCCUGCUCUCCCUCAGUCCCCGGCUCCUCUCCCUCUUUCUCCCUUUUCUCCUCGGGCGGAGGGGCCCACCGCGGGGGCCCAGCGGGGACCGGCCCGGCCGCAAGGCAGGACCUCACCACCCCCCAUGGCUCCCUUGGCUUUGAUGGGGGUUGCUCUCCUUCUGGGGGUACCCCACUGCUUGGGGGAAGCCACUCCGACCCCUUCCCUACCGCCUCCAGCAGCUAAUGACAGCGAUGCCAGCCCAGAAGGCUGCCAAGGUUCCUACCGCUGCCAACCAGGUGUGCUGCUGCCUGUGUGGGAACCCGAGGACCCAUCGCUGGGUGACAAGGUUGCACGGGCUGUGGUGUACUUUGUGGCCAUGGUCUACAUGUUCCUGGGUGUGUCUAUCAUUGCCGAUCGAUUUAUGGCAUCCAUUGAGGUCAUCACAUCCAAGGAGAAAGAGAUCACCAUCACCAAGGCAAAUGGGGAGACCAGCGUGGGCACGGUGCGCAUCUGGAAUGAGACAGUGUCCAACCUUACACUCAUGGCCCUGGGCUCCUCAGCGCCUGAGAUUCUGCUGACUGUCAUCGAGGUCUGUGGCCACAACUUCCAGGCCGGUGAGCUAGGCCCAGGCACCAUCGUGGGCAGUGCCGCCUUCAACAUGUUUGUGGUCAUUGCUGUUUGUGUGUAUGUCAUUCCGGCUGGCGAGAGCCGUAAGAUCAAGCACCUGAGGGUCUUCUUUGUCACAGCCUCCUGGAGCAUCUUUGCCUAUGUCUGGCUUUAUCUCAUUCUAGCAGUUUUCUCCCCAGGUGUGGUCCAGGUGUGGGAGGCUCUGCUCACACUGAUCUUCUUCCCGGUGUGUGUGGUGUUCGCCUGGAUGGCGGACAAGCGACUGCUCUUCUACAAGUACGUGUACAAGCGCUACCGCACCGACCCUCGCAGUGGAAUCAUCAUCGGGGCAGAGGGAGACCCACCCAAGAGCAUCGAGCUGGAUGGCACAUUCGUGGGCACUGAGGUCCCUGGCGAGCUGGGCGCAUUGGGCACAGGUCCUGCUGAGGCGCGUGAACUAGAUGCCAGCCGGCGCGAGGUCAUCCAGAUCCUUAAGGACUUGAAGCAGAAGCACCCGGAUAAGGACCUGGAGCAGCUGAUGGGCAUCGCCAAGUACUAUGCACUGCUGCACCAGCAGAAGAGCCGCGCCUUCUACCGCAUCCAAGCCACGCGGCUGAUGACAGGUGCAGGCAAUGUGCUGCGCAGACACGCUGCGGAUGCUGCCCGCAGGCCGGGAGCCACCGAUGGUGCCCCCGAUGAUGAGGACGAUGGUGCCAGUCGCAUCUUCUUUGAGCCCAGCCUCUAUCACUGCCUGGAGAACUGCGGGUCAGUGCUGCUGUCCGUGGCUUGCCAGGGCGGUGAGGGCAACAGCACCUUCUACGUGGACUACCGUACCGAGGACGGUUCUGCAAAGGCAGGCUCCGAUUAUGAGUACAGCGAGGGCACGCUGGUGUUCAAGCCCGGGGAGACGCAGAAGGACCUGCGCAUCGGGAUCAUCGACGACGACAUCUUCGAGGAGGACGAGCACUUCUUCGUGAGGCUGCUGAACCUGCGUGUGGGCGAUGCUCAGGGCAUGUUCGAGCCCGACGGCGGUGGGCGGCCCAAGGGGCGGCUGGUGGCGCCGCUGCUGGCCACUGUCACCAUCCUGGACGACGACCACGCAGGCAUCUUCUCCUUCCAGGACCGUCUGCUGCAUGUGAGCGAGUGCAUGGGCACUGUGGAUGUGCGCGUGGUUCGCAGCUCGGGCGCCCGUGGCACUGUACGCCUCCCCUACCGCACAGUGGACGGCACGGCCCGUGGCGGUGGUGUACAUUACGAGGAUGCUUGUGGAGAGCUGGAGUUCGGCGAUGAUGAGACCAUGAAAACUCUUCAGGUCAAGAUAGUGGAUGACGAAGAGUAUGAGAAGAAGGACAACUUCUUCAUUGAGCUGGGCCAGCCCCAGUGGCUUAAGCGAGGCAUCUCAGCUCUGCUACUCAACCAAGGGAAUGGAGACAAGAAGAUGACUGCAGAGCAGGAGGAGGCCCAGAGGAUAGCAGAGAUGGGCAAGCCAGUUCUUGGGGAGAACAAUCGCCUUGAGGUCAUCAUUGAGGAGUCUUAUGAUUUUAAGAACACGGUGGAUAAACUCAUAAAGAAAACGAACCUGGCCUUGGUGAUUGGGACUCACUCAUGGAGGGAGCAGUUUAUAGAGGCAGUUACUGUAAGCGCAGGGGACGAGGAGGAGGAUGAGGAUGGACCCCGUGAGGAGCGGCUGCCAUCCUGCUUUGACUACGUGAUGCACUUCCUGACGGUAUUCUGGAAAGUUCUAUUCGCCUGCGUUCCACCCACGGAGUACUGCAAUGGCUGGGCCUGCUUUGGUGUCUGCAUCCUGGUUAUUGGUGUGCUCACUGCCCUCAUCGGAGACCUGGCCUCACACUUUGGAUGCACCGUGGGCCUCAAGGACUCAGUCAAUGCCGUGGUCUUCGUAGCCCUGGGCACCUCCAUCCCUGACACGUUCGCCAGCAAGGUGGCCGCGCUGCAGGACCAGUGUGCCGACGCGUCCAUCGGUAACGUGACCGGCUCCAAUGCUGUGAACGUGUUCCUGGGCCUGGGUGUGGCCUGGUCGGUGGCAGCGGUGUACUGGGCGGUGCAGGGUCGCCCCUUCGAGGUGCGUGCAGGCACGCUGGCCUUCUCGGUCACGCUGUUCACCGUCUUCGCCUUCGUGUGCAUCGCAGUGCUGUUGUACCGGCGCCGGCCACAGAUCGGCGGCGAGCUGGGCGGCCCGCGGGGACCCAAGCUGGCCACCACCGCCCUCUUCCUGGGCCUCUGGUUCCUCUACAUUCUCUUCUCCAGCCUGGAGGCUUACUGCCACAUCCGGGGCUUCUAGGGCCCUAGCCACCGCCCUGAGUGUGGGGACUUGGUGGCAUUUGCUCUUGGACCCACCGGUCUCUCUACCCAGACUCAGCCUGGGCGCUUCCUAGGCUCUUCCUCCUCAGCCUUCUUCCUGGGAUCAGCCUCCCUUUCCCCCUGGAAUCCCAUCCUUUGCCCUCCCUUCUCAGAUGCAUCCCCUUUAGCCCUUCCUUUGUGAGUUAAACCCGAGUCCCCUGGCCAGACACUACUUCUCUGUCUCCCUAGACACCGAGCCUGAUUCUAUCUUCUCGUGUCCCUCCCUCAAGCCACGAACUUCCACCUGUGCCCCCAGGUCUUAGAACAUCUCCCUAGGUACCUCAGAGGGAGGCUGUGCCAUCCCAGGACGCCAUCCAUCUCUGCCCUUACCACCCCAACCCUCAGGGAGCUCCCUUGCAGGCCCCAGGGAAAGGGAUAGGGGUUUGUGUGGGGUGGGGGGCAGGGAGAAAGGCACGCACCUUCCCUGAUUUAUCCACUCAGAGGCUUGGAGAUGGAGGAGGGACGUUUGGAGUAUCUGUCCCCCAGGCUUAGCCAGAGGAGGCACAUCUUGAACCCACUACUUCUGACAUUCCAGCGCCCUACUCACCCUCCACUACCUCUGAGAGCCUAGCCACGCCUUGGAGGGAGGAGCCUGUGUGUGUAUAUAGUGUGUUUGGGGAGGGGGGCAUGGGAGGGUGCAUGUCUUGGGGAAAGGGGCGUUGACAGACUUUCCCUUCUGAGAGGGCAGUAGGACUCACUCAGCCUUGAGAACCGGCUUAGUGGAUGAGACUGAGAAUCAAAGGGAGCCCACUUGACCUCCCCUGACAGUAUUCUAGAAGGGUUAACGAAAAUACUCUAGUCUAGAAGGUUUAUUUUGCUCUCAGUGCCAGCCAAUCUGGGCAGGACCCUCGAAGAGGAGACCGAGGGUCCCAGAGGACCAAUGCUACAAGCCAGCAAAUGCUGCCACAUCUCUGCCUGUUGGGGGGCGGGGGUGGAGGGGAGGGUGGGAGGGGGGCUGGGUGGGCAUUUUUAACUUUGCAGGCCAUACAUCUGUUGGUAGGCCACCUGCAUUUUCUUACUGUUGAUGUUUCCUGCCCAAAAAAGACAUCCUUGGGGAACGGGGAGUGCUGCCCACUCCUUGCGACCUUAGGUGACCCUGCCACCCUCACAGCCUUCUGCUUUCCCUAAGUUAUUAUUUUUGCAUUUUCUUGUCCAUUUGUGCAUCAAACCCAUUACCCACUGCCCUUCUCACCCCUUGCUCAUCAGCAUCACUUGAUGUCCCUUCUCUGUGGUUUCUGUAAAAACUGCCAUAAAACUUUGAAAUUCUGCCUGAA